This is a messenger RNA of Chlamydomonas reinhardtii, 2242 nucleotides long. RefSeq lists its product as uncharacterized. NCBI's taxonomy places the organism in Eukaryota, Viridiplantae, Chlorophyta, Chlorophyceae, Chlamydomonadales, Chlamydomonadaceae. The record is from RefSeq and is a predicted model, not a curated record. Gene Ontology annotation, molecular function: SNAP receptor activity; SNARE binding. Gene Ontology annotation, cellular component: late endosome membrane; endoplasmic reticulum membrane; Golgi apparatus. The transcript has 8 exons. Bases 682 to 1362 code for a protein of 226 amino acids. Gene Ontology annotation, biological process: vesicle-mediated transport; vesicle fusion.
ACAGAGCGCACAUGGCAACGUUUCCAAUCGCUUGUCCUCCCUGCUCCCUAACUCGAUGUUAGGAGCAGAACCGGAGGUAAAUGGAGCUCUUACGAGAGCAAGCCUACUACUAGAGUAGGACGUCGGCGUUGCAGGUGGCACGUCCCUGAGGUCCAGAGCAGAUGUCGCUCGCGGCUCGCGUCAGCAAGUCCCUCUUGUAACCAAUGCAAUCUCCCGUCCGCUCCUCUUCACGUACCGCUCUCCCGUGUCGUCCCCCCAGCCUCUUUUCUCUUCCCCAGUCAGGCAGUUCCCCACUCAUCCACUGCCAUAUUGUGCAAAUGUGAGCAUGUAUAUCCCUACGGCCGAUGGACGAGAGCACAGGGAACAGCGGCUCUUCGACACGGGAUGGUGCGAUCGGCUGCAACCCACGGCUGGAACCGGUCCCGAGCAUUCCUGCAGCCAAUUUGAUAGGUCAUGGGAUACAUAUAAAUCUUUGCUGCACGACACGAUAUACGCAACGCGCUGCUUAGCAAUUGCAGAGUCUCCGAAGCUGCAGUCAAACCAUAUUCUACGUUCCACUAGCCAAGCCUUGUCUGUUAAGACCCUCAAAUGCAAAUGACGCAGGCAUAGCAGUUUCUGGUCUACACUGAACUGUUUCCCGACGAUCGAACUUCAAGUCGUUGCCCACAGGGCACAGCUGCAAUGUCAGACUUAACAUCGUUACAUAGUCAAGCAAAACGGCUUAUCUUACUGCUUCGGGAGGGCCUAGAGCGGCUGGAAGCGCUUGAGGGGGCGACCCGCCAUCAGCCGGGCACGGACACCACGUCGGCCCUAGCUCGCGACCUCAGAUCCCAGCUUCAACAGCUCGCGCGCAUCAGCACGGAAAUGGACUCCAUAUGGCGGAUGCAAGUAAUACGGGAAAAUGCCUCCAAGCGCGACGUGUGGAAACGCAAGGUGGAGCAGGUCAGCGAGGAGCUAGACACGCUGCGGGUGGCGAUGGACCGGCACGGCAGCCGCGAGAGCAAGCGCGCGGCGGAGGCGCGCGACCGCGAGGAGUUGCUGGGGCGGGCGGACGCGGGGCGGCGGGCCAAGCAGGAGAUGGACGAGGAGGCCCAGGUGAUGGGCAGCGUGGCUCGCAGCAAGCGCUACCUGGAGGAGAUGUUUGAGAGCGGCACCAACAUCCUGGUCAACAUGGCCGGCAACAGGGAGAGGCUCAAGAGCGCCCAGAAGCGGGCGCUGGACGUGUUGAACACGGUGGGUCUGGGCGAGUCGCUGCUACGCCUCAUCGAGCGGCGGCAGCGCAUGGACAUGUGGACGGCCUACGGCGGCAUGAUUGUGAUCACGCUGGUGGUAUGCCUGUGCGUCUGGUGGUUCUGGUUCUGAGCGCACACGGCAGGACGCGGGCGUAGCAGCGGUCGACAGCAGGGUUGCAAGUGUGUGGAGGCCGCACUGCACACUCCAAUGGACUGCUGGUCGGAGUUUUCUUAUGUUUUCGGGGCGGCAUUUCAAGAUAGGAUUGUCGUACGCAAACUCAAUUCUCGGAGCGUUUGUGUUUUGUCAUGCGCCACAUUCUGGCUACCCACGGGACUAAUGCACGGAGUUGUUGAGUGCAGACGACUAAAACCAGGUGGAAGCGCGCGUGCACGCGCGAGCGCAAGAGAGCUCUGUUUGUGGAGCGUGCGUGCACGAAGCACGCGGGUGUGCAUCUGCAUGCGCGUGCAUCGGGCCGGCACCGGAAACAUGGCGGGAGGUGGGAUCGCAGCUGCGGCAGCGUCGGCGGUGUGCGCAAGGGCCUGGCGCCUGCGCCUCACAGAAGGGGCACGCCUUGCCGCUGCGUCCUCGCAAAGCGGCAAAGUAGGUGUGCACGCGUGUGUGUGCGGCACACGUGCCGUACGGAGGGGCGCUGUUGAAGCGCUGGGCAGCUGGGUGCGGCGAGCGGUGGUUGGCACGGCAGGGCACGGCUCUUGGUGCGGCAGGUUCAGGUGGAAGCUGCGUGUAGCUGCUGGAGUGCGGUAUCGCGGGCCUGCCAGCGCAGGCACGCGCUGGGAUGCCGUGACCUGUGACAUGGAGCCGCGGACUAGGGAAGUGGCCGCGCGGCAGGCAAGCGACUCGGCGCUCGGUGGGUGCGCUGGGGGAGGGGCGGCGGUGGCGAGGCUGGGGCGGGGCAGGGAAGCAGGACGGUUCGCGCGUGUUGAACCUUUUGGGAAGCACCGGCGUGACUGCCGGAGCAUGCCGAACACCCCGUGUGUAAUGAAAACACCUG